AUGACGACCGUCUGCUCGACCCCGAACUCUCCGCCCGAUCUGACCGGGUCCAAGUCCUCCAAGUCCUCUUCUUUUCGUUCUUCAUCCCAACAUUCUGGGCCCGAGGCCCUUUUCACCGAUAUUUCCAACUUCGAAGAAGUCGACCUUCAAGACGAAGCGCAUAUCACAUACAUGGAUGCCAAAGUACCUUUUAGUCGGACCGGCGGCAUCACCCAAACAUUCCCGACCAGGAUGCAGACCAAAUCGGCCGUGGUCACAACCCGCGACUUAACCGCCGCGAAACCGAGUAAAUUGACGGCGCAGACCAACGGCACUCUGGUCCAGCCGGGCCGCGGCGGACACAACCUCAAGACCGGAAACCAGCGGGAAUCCACCAUGGGCAAGCACGCACCGCUGCAAGUCUCUAAACCCCGUCGAUCACGAUCCAACUCACCGCUGCGACCCACCUCGAGCUUAGGAUUAUCCCCUUCUACGCACAGCUUGUCCUUGGCGCCCGCCGCUCCCCGGACGCUCAACCGGAAGCCAUCCUGGCAGCGGACCCGCAGAACCCUCAAAGAUUUAGAGGAAGAGUAUCACGAUUCUGAUGAGGAUUUGCCGGAAGAUGCCAGUCUCUGGAAUGUUCCCAUCUCCCCCCGACCGAUGCAAGAUCGAGCCCCGUCUCGGAGUACAAGUCCAAAUGGUCGCAGUCCUGGACCCCGGCCGUUGCCUCUGUCGCAUUCCGCAUCAGAUGUCACCCUCCCGAAGUCUCCGUCGGGGUCGCGAUCCCCCACAUCACGAAGUGCUCGUUCCAAGGUACGUUCCAGCUCCGCGGGGCCGGAACGAGGCCAGAUCUCUCCUCGUAACCCCCGAGCCUACUCGUACAACAGCAUGAUGUCAGACCUAUCGGAGGAAGCAAGAAUAAUCACCGAAGCGCUGGAGUUUCAUGCCGACGAGCGUGAACGCCAGCGUGGGGAGAGCUUGCAGAGCGGGCUGUCUUCAUUGAGGUCUAGCACGGAUUCGAAGCAGGGAUCGAAAACCCCGAUUGAGCUGCCACCGCUACAAAAGUCAAACAUCAUGAUCGACCCAUUACCUAUUAGCAAAGAGAAAGAGAAGGUGCUGAGCCGAACCCGGCCAAGCUGGCUACCCCCGAAGGAUCCCUUGGAGGAGAAACGGCAUUUGAAGGAAUACAAGAAAAUGAUGGCGCAGUCACGAGAAGCAGACAAGCGUCGAGCGGCCAAGGCUGCUUCAGCCAAAUGCGAGAAAGAUAAUACUCGGGAAACCCUGCAACAGAUCUGGGACGACUAUGUGUAUCCGAAUUGGGACAGUGUUAUUCAUGAGCCUCGUACGCGGGAGCUGUGGUGGCGCGGUGUGCCGCCGCGGCUCCGUGGAUCGACCUGGCAGCGGGCCAUCGGCAAUGAGCUAGCUCUCUCAGAGGAAACGUACAACAAGGCGCUGCAACGGGCCAAGGAUUUGCGCGCUCGCCCCGACAGCGAUACGGGGGAGAGCAACAAGCGAAUGCGGGAGUGGUUUGGCACCAUUGAACAAGACGUGUCCAAGGCUUUCCCGGAUCUUAAGUUGUUUCAACCUGGCGGUCCACUUCGUGAGACGUUGAUUGAUGUCUUGGAGGCUUACUCGAUGUACCGGAGCGAUGUCGGAUACGUCAGUGGACUGCAUACCAUUGCUGCCCUUCUGGUUCUUCAAUUCCCAUCUCCGUCAACUGCAUUCCUUGCUAUGGCCAAUGCACUCAACCGCCCCCUUCCCGUUGCCUUCUUGACGCUCGACCGCGGGGCUAUCGGUCGGACUUAUUCUUUGGCGUCCGCGACGCUCAAAUACAAGUUUCCACGUCUUUCGACGCAUUUGUAUGAGACACUCCGUCUCAGCGAUGAGGAAAUCUGGGAACCGAUGUUCCGCUCCCUGCUAACAAAUGGACUGGACCUCGAGCGUCUGAGCCGGGUCUGGGACUGCUGGGUGUUUGAAGGGGACCGGAUUAUGAUUCGCGCAGCGGUUGCGACUCUGGGCAGCUUGCAGCUGCAGCUGUUUGGCUUUACUAAACCCGACGAUCAGAGUCGGCAGUCCGUGCAGGGAAUACUGAGUUGGGGACCGCGUCAAGCCGGGACCAACAGUAGCAAAGAGCAGCGCCACAGCGCACCGGCAGCUCCAACGCCGGCAGGCUUUGGCGGUGGAGGUCUUGCAUCUUCUGGGGUCGGCGACUAUUGGCUACUCUCCUCCGCAGGCGACGAGGAUGGGUUUAUGAGCGAGGUGAGAGAAGCAGGGAAGGUCCGGUGA
Messenger RNA from Aspergillus homomorphus CBS 101889, 2265 nucleotides. Its product is annotated as putative TBC domain protein. Gene Ontology annotation, biological process: activation of GTPase activity. Bases 1 to 2265 code for a protein of 754 amino acids. Lineage: Eukaryota; Fungi; Ascomycota; Eurotiomycetes; Eurotiales; Aspergillaceae. The transcript has 2 exons. Gene Ontology annotation, molecular function: GTPase activator activity. The record is from RefSeq and is a predicted model, not a curated record.